AUGGCGCUGGUUAGCCUUACUGGUAUUCUCUUUCUUAUCGCGACAUGGUUCGCCAUCACCAUCUACCGCCACAGUCGGCAACAUACUACCAAUAUCCCAGGUCCCCGACAAGUGCCCAUAUUAGGGAACGCUCACCAACUCGGUCGCAAUCCGCAUCGCCAAAUACAGCAGUGGGCUAAACAGUUUGGUGAUAUUUUCACCAUCAGGCUUGGCUGGGAAACAUGGGUCUUCAUCAAUGACCCUACAGAUAUUCGUGAAGUUUUCGACAAGCAGUCAGCCAUCACCUCAGGCAGAAUGCCACAGCCAGUAGUGUCGGGUAUUCUUUCAGGCGAUAAUCGACUGCUACUUUUAUCAUACGGGGAAAAGUGGCGCAGGAUGAGAGCCAUUGUUCAUAAGUCGCUUACACCUAAAGCUUCGGCCUCUUACAAGCCUGGUCAGGAAUUUGAAGCAAAGCAGUUGAUACACGACAUAGCCACGGACAACGAAAAUCAGAAAAGCUUCUAUAUGCAUGUCCGGCGAUACACAACAUCGGUCGUAUUGCUCAGCACAUACGGUCUUCGUGUACCAUCUUGGGACUGUGACGAUAUCCGAGAGGUCUACCAAGUUCUCAACGACUUUUCACAAGCUGCUCAACCAGGCGCCUACCUUGCCGACACGUUUCCACCACUCGACAAACUACCCAAAGCCCUCCAGUGGUGGCGUCCUAGUGCAGAAGCCGCAUUCGAAAGGCAGAAAACGACGUGGAUGCGAUACUGGAAUAGGCUGCAGACUCUUCUGAAAGAGAAUCGGGCUCCUGAGUGCUUUGUCAAGCAACUUGCGGAGUCAAACAUUGAGAAGCAAGGCAUUUCAGAAGUUGAGGCGGGUUUCGCUGCGGGAUCUAUGAUUGAGGCUGGCUCUGAAACGACAUCGUCAGCUCUUAAUAGCGCGAUCCUAUAUCUUUCAGCCUACCCUGAAGUUCAAGAACGAGCGAGCGAGGAGAUAACCAAGGUCGUCGGCGACCAGAGAUCACCCACUUUCGAAGAUGAAGAUGAUUUACCUUAUAUUCGUGCUCUCGGUAAAGAGAUUUUACGUAUAAGACCCGUCACAACGAUCGGAACGCCACACUAUACAACAGCCGACAUCGAUUACAAGGGCUACCACAUCCCAAAGAACACGGUCGUGUGCAUGAGCCAGUACGUGCUGCACUUUGAUAACAGGCGCUGGAAGGAUGGAGGCGAAGCAUUUGACCCAUCUCGCUACCUGAGCUACCCACACAAAGCAGGAGUAUACGCUGCAUCUCGCGACGGCAAAAAUCGCGACCACUUUGACUUUGGCGCUGGACGUCGUAUCUGUCCUGGUAUGCAUCUGGCUGAGAACAGUCUCUUCAUCACGCUGGCCAAGAUUUUGUGGGCAUUCCGCAUAGAGCCUGGCAUUGGGCCCGAUGGAGAUCUGCUGUCUCCGGAUCUAUCCGACGAUGCCUACGAAGCCGGCAUCAAUACCCUACCAAAGCCGUUCCAAGCUCGAUUCGUGGCGCGGAAUGAGACGCGGGCCCGGGUUUUACGCGAGGAGUGGGCAAAGGCGGAAAAAGAGGGAUUUAUGCUGGGUGACGUAAAGGUGGACAGUGAGGGAGUGGUUGUGGAUAAUUGA
This is a messenger RNA of Fusarium sp. VM40, 1626 nucleotides long. The record is from the annotation of a GenBank genome assembly. NCBI's taxonomy places the organism in Eukaryota, Fungi, Ascomycota, Sordariomycetes, Hypocreales, Nectriaceae.